AUGUUGAGCGGCGUGCUUGCUACUGAUUUCAAUAUCUUCACUUACGCCGCCCUCGCCAUGGGCCUGUUCGGUUUCGUCCAAUCCUCCAUCAACCGCCUCUUGUCCUCGAUCGAGCCUUACUUUAGCGCGACAAUCCACAUCGACAACGAUAACAAUGAGGCAUAUGACAUGCUCUCCGAUUGGCUUAGCAAACGUGGCUUCGAAAAGUCUGCCCGCGCGUCCCUCGUCAGCGUGAAAAAUAUCCGCAAGCCAGGAGAUAUAAUCAAAAUGGGGAAGAAAAUCCUCAAAUUUCAGCCCUGGGAAGGAAGCUUUAGUUUCUGGUACAGGGGCCACCUCAUCACGUACAGUAGCAGCAUUGACGUAGGCAGAUGCCAGAUCACGGAGUGCUUGGAAGAGGAAGUCAAACUGACUUCCCUGGGUUGGUCGACUGAUAUCCUUAAACAACUCAUGAACGAGUGUAUGCAGGAGUAUCUGGAAACAUUUAAGGACAAGAUUGCCAUUUUUGAGCAUCGCGGACACUAUUGGCGUAAGGUCGAUGAAAAAGACGUUCGGCCAUUAUCGACAGUCAUCCUCAACCAGAGUACGAAAGACCUUUUGCUAGAAGAUUUCAGGAGCUUUCUGAGCGAAGAUACACAACUCUGGUAUGUGCAGCGCGCCCUUCCGUAUCGUCGUGGCUACCUUUUAUAUGGCCCUCCCGGCACCGGCAAGUCCAGUUUGAGCUUCUCCAUAGCCGGCGAAUUCGAUCUAGACAUCUAUGUUGUCAGUAUUCCCGACUGCUCGGAUCGGGAUCUGAGGGAUUUGUUCGAAAAUUUGCCACGGACUUGUGUCGUCCUGCUUGAGGAUAUUGAUGCGGUUGGUAUGUCGAGAGAGUCGGACGCAGACGAGGGUUCAGACUCGAAUACAAAGGGACGGGUCCAAGUACACCGGAAAACUAGCGAAGCGACGCUUUCAGGGCUCUUGAACGUGCUUGACGGUGUUACUUCUCAAGAUGGGCGUAUCGUGAUCAUGACGACGAAUCAUCGGGAAAUGCUAGACGAGGCACUCAUUCGCCCUGGUCGCAUCGACAGGCAAGUCGUACUCCCUCUUGCCGACGCGGAGGUCAUCAGCCAGCUCUUUAUGUUUCUUUUCGGUCCCGUCAAAGGAAAAGGUGCCGCCAAGGUCGAAUUGAAGGAGCUCAAAGAGGAAAAGGCAGAAGUAGACCCAGCGUUGAGGUCCCAAGCUCAUAAGUUCGCAUCAAUUGUACCAGCAUCCACGUUUAGCCAGGCUGAGAUCAUCUCAUAUCUUUUUCUUCACAAGGAUGAUCCAGAUGGUGCACUGGCAUACUGCAAGGAAUGGGUGGAGGAAAAGAUGAGUGAGAAGAGACUUCCGGAUACAAGUUAG
Molecule: messenger RNA, 1380 nt
Organism: Clonostachys byssicola
Lineage: Eukaryota; Fungi; Ascomycota; Sordariomycetes; Hypocreales; Bionectriaceae
Source: the annotation of a GenBank genome assembly